Molecule: messenger RNA, 582 nt
Organism: Prorocentrum cordatum
Lineage: Eukaryota; Dinophyceae; Prorocentrales; Prorocentraceae
Source: the annotation of a GenBank genome assembly
AUGACAGCUGGCAGCGAGGACGAGAGCGCAGAGGACAGCCUCCGCAGCGGCAGCAACCUCACGCUCGGCUCCCUGCACACGCUCACCGGCGUGGGCCACUGGGUCGUCCAGCAGAUCCGGGGCCAGCUGGACGCUGGCGGCGGCGAGGGCGGCGCGCCGCCGCCCAAGAGGCAGCGGGCUUCGGAGCCGGCGCCAACGCCGCAAAGCUUCCAGUGGUGGUACCUGGACGACAAGGGGAAGGGCGUCCAGGAGCGGAACGCCGCGCAGAGCUCGGGCCCGCUCGGGGGGGAGCAGUUCCGGGUCUCAUCCGGGCAUCCUGCACGCCAGCGGGCGCAUGGAGAAGGCGUGGCUGCCGGAGGCGAAGGCGCCGCCCCGCGGGCCCGCGCCCGCCGCGCCCGCCGCGCCCUCACAGCGCGGGCGGGGCUGACCGCGGGCGGCCCGCUCGGCGCGCUCGGACAGACGCCGCGGCAGCACCGAAAGCGCCGCUUGCCCUCAGGGCGACGAUCGGAGAGGAGACACUCGGAUAGCUGUGGCAGGGAAAGCCCCAUUCGUUCCUUGUUCGGCCUUCCGUGCUCGGACUGA